UGUAUUAUAUUAUCAGAUUUUGUGUUAUUGUCGAAUUUAUUUAAUAUGUAUGUUUAGGUUUAAUUUAUAUUAUGAUAUUGUAUAUAACUGUUUUUUUUUUCUAAUUAUCAUAUGUAUAUUAUGUUUAGGUUUAAUUUGUAUUAUGAUAUUGUACAUAACUGUUUUUUUUUUCUAAUUAUCAUAUGUAUAUUAUGUUUAGGUUUAAUUUGUAUUAUGAUAUUGUAUAUAACUGUUUUUUUUUUCUAAUUAUCAUAUGUAUAUUAUGUUUAAGUUUAAUUUAUAUUAUGAUAUUGUAUAUAACUGCUUUUUCUAGUAUUGAUUCUAGUAUUGUUUUUAUAAUAAUUAAUUAUUUUUAUUGUUUGUCUUUAUUUCUAUAUAGAAAAUGACAAACAAAUAUGUAUCAUUUUUGUUGUUUACAAAUGACCAUAUGAUUGACGGUGUUGAUAGGGUUGAUUACGAUCAACCUCCAUGUGGAAAUUUUAGCAUAAAUUCAAAUAGUAGAAUUGUGUUCGAACAAUUCCUCUAAAUGGUAGGAUUAUCACUUGGUGUAGAUAUGGGUUCAAGCCAGAUAGAGAUAAUAUAUAGACACCCUAAUUUAACCGCAUCUGAAACAGUAAGGUUUAUGUCAUUCCCUAUUUCAAACGAACAAGAAAUGAACACCAUGUUUUCAAUUGCACUGUCGUUUCCAAACAUGGUGCAUCUGUAUGUGACUGUGAGUAUGGUAGAUUUGGCCAUAAACUUAAAUGUAGAACCGAAAUAUGUUGAUGUUGACCUAGAGUCAGAUGCACCACUAGUGUGCCAUGAAAAAGAAAUGGUAGCUACCAACGAAUACACAGAGUUUAGAACAGAAACUGAUGACGAAUUUAAAGAGAUGGAUUUCAAUGGCUGUGAAUAUGGAGUUCCAUCCAAUACAUUCACUGAUUUAGACAUGAAUGCAGUAGAUGACAUUCAAGAACACGAUCCAAUCAUAGUUCCGAUGGUGACCGACAACACCAAAUUGUACACGGGAAUGAUUUGUGAAAAUAAAGAAAUGAUGCAACAUAUGGUUAAGUGCUUUGCUAUUAAGAGUCACGCACCAUAUGAAGUAGUAGAGUCUACACCGACAAAGUGGGUCAUCCGAUGUAAGAAGUCGAACGAAUGUUGCAAAUGGAGACUUCGUGCAAUAAUGAAAAAAUCUCAUGGUUUAUUUGAGAUCACAAAGUUAUCUAACCAACAUACUUGCUUUUACUCAGAACUUAGUCAAAGUCAUGUGCAAUUGGAUUCUUCAAUGCUUGCACGAGAGUUUUUUGAAUCUGUCAGAGAAAAACCAUCAAUAAGUGUUGCGUCACUACAAUCCAUGAUCAAGGAAAAGUUUGGCUAUCAUGUUUCUUACCGUAGGGCUUGGGAUGGUAAAAAAAAAGCAGUAGCCAAAGUGUUUGGCGAUUGGGAUGAGUCGUACAAAUUAUUACCUAGGUGCUUAUAUAUGGUGAAGCAUACCAAUCCUGGAACACUUCUUGAAUGGAGGGUACAACCACACCUAUCGAAGGCCAUGUCAUCUUAUCAUCGGUAUUUUGGGCAUUUGGUCCCUGUAUAGAAGCCUUUAGUAGAUGUAGGCCACUUAUUCAAAAUCGACGGCACUCACCUGUAUGGCAAGUAUCGAGGAAAUUUAUUAAUUGUUACAUCUAUUGAUUCGAAUGGUCAUAUUCUACCAUUAGCAUUUGCUGUUGUUGAAGAAGAGUCUGCAGAUUCAUGGGGAUGGUUUUUACAACAUCUAAAACAAAUUGUGACCCACGACGAGGUAUGUUUAGUUUCCGAUCGACAUGCUGGCAUUAUAUCGGCGGUUAACAAUCUAGAUAAUGGAUGGGCAGAAGUGAAUUGUCAUCAUAGAUUCUGUUUACGUCAUGUUGUCAGUAAUUUCUACAAAAGCUAUAAAUUCACACCAUUGAAGAAUUAUGCUUACCGUGUCGGGUGUCAAUUUCAGAUCUGAAAGUUUGAUAAAGCCAUUCAGGAUCUAAUGAGAAUAAACAGUAGAUGCAUGAGUUUUUUUGAUGACAUUCCUAUAGAGAAGUGGACUCAAGCACAUGACGGAGGAUUUCAGUAUGGGUGGAUGACGACAAAUCUAUCGGAGUGCAUGAACGGAGUUUUCAAAGGAGCUCGAAUGUUGUCGAUAAAUGCUAUAGCUCAAAUUACAUUCUUCAAAUGUGUGAGUUACUUAAAAAGGAGAGAGGAAAUAAAAGUUGUGUUGGAACGUCGAGAUAAAUAUACCGGGUAUGCACUUGAGAAAAUAUUAAAAUGGUCUGUAAGAUCCAGUAAGCAUGAAGUACAAUCAUAUGAUCGAUCUGAAGGCAUAUUUCAUGUAAAAACUGGACGUCACGAAUUAAAUUCUAAAGAAGGAAAUAUCCAAAUAUUGAGGCUAAGUGCUUCAGAGCGGUACUGUUCGUAUAAUAAGUGACAAGCCUUUGGUAUUCCAUGGUCGCAUUUUAUGGCAGUUUGUUCACGGUUUAACAUGAACUAUGAAGACUUUGUUGAGGACUAUUAUAAAAUAUCAACUUACGUUGCAUGCUAUGCGCCUCAGUUUCAACCUGUACCGCAUGAAGAUUAUUGGAUCACACCUACAAGUAUGCCUGUCUUACUGCCAGAUCCAUCGUUGUUGAGAAAAUCAGGUAGAUCAAAGAGUUCACGUUAUCACAACGAGAUGGAUUGGACAGAACAAAGUGCUCAACAACGAUGCUCAUUCUGUAGUCAACUUGGUCAUAACCGAUGGAGGUGUACUUUGUUAAGGAGACAGGCACCUGAUAGUUAGACAUCUUUCUUUAAUGCCAUUGAUUUGUACUUUUUUUUGUGUAGAUAAUGUAUUAAACCAAAGACCAAUUGAUCCGGACGUUUUAUAUGAUCAGAACAUUCACCGAUCAGAAACUGUGUGGGAUGAUCAUAAUACGCUCGAGAUAAACUGUAGACGACGUGAGACAGUUGUCCAUAGGGGUGUACAUAAGCCGAGUUGGAGAAAAAUGUGGACCAACCCAAAGUGACCGGGUUGGCAAAAUUUGAACCCUAUCGGUUCAAUAUUCAAGGGUCAACCCAACCCAACCCAACCCAACCCUAAAAAUUCGGGUUGGGCCGGGUUGGGUUGGCGGGUUGGUCUUUUUUUUAAUUAUAUUGUAUUUUAAAAUUUUAUAUUGGUAAGAAUUUAAUUUC
Cucumis melo (muskmelon) is the source of this 3174-nucleotide messenger RNA. RefSeq lists its product as uncharacterized. The coding region runs from base 527 to 1573 and encodes 348 amino acids. The record is from RefSeq and is a predicted model, not a curated record. The transcript has 2 exons. NCBI's taxonomy places the organism in Eukaryota, Viridiplantae, Streptophyta, Magnoliopsida, Cucurbitales, Cucurbitaceae.